Messenger RNA from Penaeus vannamei (Pacific white shrimp), 1348 nucleotides. RefSeq names its product mucin-2. NCBI's taxonomy places the organism in Eukaryota, Metazoa, Arthropoda, Malacostraca, Decapoda, Penaeidae. The record is from RefSeq and is a predicted model, not a curated record.
AGCUCCCAAGACGCCGGAGAGAAUGAGUGUCCGUGCAGUGACGUCGCUGCUGCUCCUCGCGCUCGCCGCCCCGACCUCGGCCGACAUCGGAGGCGGCCUCGGGGGAAGGGAGGAGGUACGGCGGCGGCGGCGGCGGCGGCGGAGGCAAGAAGCACCAGGUGGUGAUCGCCCCCCCGCCGCCCCCGCCGCCCCGCAGCCGGCGCCCAUCAUCGUCGACGCCCAGCUGGUGCCCGGCCCGCGCCCCUGCCUGCCCAUCACCAAGCAGUUCACGCAGUACGAGACGGUCGACAACUACGUACCCAUCUACAGCACCUCCGUCAGUCCCAUCUACUUCCCCACCACCAUCUACGACACCAAGUACGUGACACUGACCAACUACGUCACCAAGCUGCUACAGACGACGGUCUACGCCGUCCACACGGAAUAUGAAACGUCGGUGUCGCAGGGCCUGAUCUACGAGUCGGUGACGCUGCCCCUGUCGAACCCCGAGUACGAGACGCGCACCAACAUCCAGCUGGCGGUCGUCCCGUCGCUCGUCACGGAGAUCGUCGCCGUGACCCGCCCGUCGUCCCAGGUCAUCCCCGUGGUCAAGACACAGACGCGGACGCUCGUGCUGGUGCCGGAAUACACCACGACGGAGGUGGUGCCGUACCCCAUCGUCACCACCAACACCAUCGUGGAGACGGUCCGCGUCCCGAUCACCACGACGGUGACGGUCACCGCGGCGCCGCUGCCCGUGCCCAAGAAGCCGGUGGGGCCCAAGGUCACCAAGACGCUCGUGCAGACCAACGUGCACUACACGCCGGCCUACGUCACCAACACGGAGUACGUGACCAGGUACACCACCGUGACGGAGAGGCAGAGGUACCCCUUCACCGUCGCCGUGCCGGGGAAGUGCGGGUACCACUAGCGGCGGUGAAGUGCGGAGGCGGUCCUGCGACGCCGUGCCGAUCUUCCUUCCGUUCGCCUCCGGCUGCAGCAUCCGCCCGGCUGAGCGGCGUUCAGGGAAUGCACGCUGGUCCAACACGCGGAAUGCACACUCUCACACAUAAACGAGCAAGCACACAGACAUAAACACGUGAUUCACUUCAUUCAUCCAAAGUGUCCCAACGGACCAGUAAGGGAAGUUGCGCCGGUAAAAAGUCAGACUGUAUGUAUGGGUGGUACACAUGUAUAUAUUUUGAUGUGUGCGUCAUAUAUGUUACUACAUGGUGUUUAUAUUUCAGUGAAUGAAGUGAAAUUAUAUGAUAUGCUUAGGUAAUCUCAUCUGCUUCGUGUUCAUUUUUAUACAAUCUAAAAAGUAUGUUUGUUUUGAAAUGAUAAUCGUUGAAAUAAAUGUUGUUGUAUA